AUGGAUUUGGGACUGAUCUCUUCAUUGAUAGAGCUGUUGCGGAAAGCAGAAUCUCCGGUAAAGAGCUCGAUCUGUGCCAUUGGUACCAAGGCGGCACUUCAAUUCAAAAAAAAGUGGGUUGAAGAUGCAAUUAUCGAUGAAGAAUAUGAUGAUUUGAAACUAAGAAUCAACUGUAUGGAGAAAAAUUUGAAAGAAUUGGUCAGACACAUUGAUGCGUAUUGUAUCAAUUUCGACGAAUUGUUGCAAACAUCGAGGAAGAUAGGUGAAUCAGCUAAAGCUGUGUUUGAUCCGUAUCACAGUUUGUCCAAGUCAACUCUAACUAAACUAGGUGAAUAUCAGUCUAUCGAGAGGUCCUCCCUCUUUCUGUCUCAAACUAAGUGCCUUCAAUUUGGCAAUGGAUAUGCCCUGUGGGCCCGCUCUUCUGAUCUUGCUGAUAUUAGUGAGCGAAUCCACAAACGUAAUCAAAAAGAACUUGAUUUUGUUCGGGAAGUUGUUACUACUAAAGCACUGGAAGCACAAAAAUAUAUUGACAGCAUAGGCAAAACCAUGAAAAACCGCCAGUCAAUUCUCACUCAGUACAGUAGAACCACAUUUGAAUUGAAUGACUUGCUUAAGAAGAAGGAGGCCAACCAGCUCAGUCUAAAGCAAUCGCAACAGCUUUUCAGUCAAGAAAGGAAAGCUGAAAUGCUACUUCAAGACUACGAGGCUGUCAACUUCACCCUAAAGUCGACAAUGCCAAAACUUCUUCAGCUUAAUGAUGAGCUUACGACAACAUUGCAACAAAUGGUAUAUUAUCUUCAGUUGACUAUCUUCUAUCAAGUCGAUUUGCAGUUGACAAGCCUAGAAGAAGUGUUCAAGGUUACAAACGGCGACAGUGAUCCGCAGGUUGGUCUCUCCACAUUGACAAGGGAAAUUGAUGGUUUUAAAAUUGUCAAUCGAUAUCUGAAUGCAAAAUCUUCGGCGUCUCCAGAUAAGAAAGAUCAAUCAACGGAAGUAUGCAUUGCACUCUAUGAUUUUGAGGCUCAACAAGAUGGUGAUCUUACAAUCAAGAAGGGCGACCGAGUCAAGCUCCUUGACAAGGGUAAGGGAUGGUGGAAAGGAGAGCUUGAUGGUAAAGUUGGACUUUUUCCUCAUAAUUACGUGAAGCUCGUCGCCAGCUCCUGA
Messenger RNA from Meyerozyma guilliermondii ATCC 6260, 1164 nucleotides. RefSeq lists its product as uncharacterized. The transcript has a single exon. The record is from RefSeq and is a predicted model, not a curated record. The coding region runs from base 1 to 1164 and encodes 387 amino acids. Gene Ontology annotation, molecular function: protein binding; lipid binding. Gene Ontology annotation, cellular component: actin cortical patch; mating projection tip; Rvs161p-Rvs167p complex. Lineage: Eukaryota; Fungi; Ascomycota; Pichiomycetes; Serinales; Debaryomycetaceae. Gene Ontology annotation, biological process: endocytosis; actin cortical patch localization; plasma membrane tubulation.